Molecule: messenger RNA, 267 nt
Organism: Blastomyces gilchristii SLH14081
Lineage: Eukaryota; Fungi; Ascomycota; Eurotiomycetes; Onygenales; Ajellomycetaceae
Exons: 1
Coding region: 1-267 (88 amino acids)
Source: RefSeq, a predicted model, not a curated record
AUGCAGCUUAUUAAGAGUCAUCUUGCCCUGGUGGCAAGCUCUGGAUUGGUGCGAGCGGUUGCAGCCACCUCCACCACUUUGACAGCAGCUUAUUCCUCGCCGAUGGUCCCACCCAUCAACUCGCCUACCCCACUGGUUCAAUCCUGUAACAGGAUCAGUGAGAGAUAUGUGGCUCGCGGCACACUGAAAGACAUUCUUGAACUACAGUUUUGCCCUGACAUGGUGAAGCUGCAGCCCCUAGUGCCCGAUAAUGAUGUGAUCAAAUGA